This is a messenger RNA of Penicillium pulvis, 690 nucleotides long. It is a transcript of the gene tim21, whose product is annotated as protein tim21. Gene Ontology annotation, biological process: protein import into mitochondrial matrix. The record is from RefSeq and is a predicted model, not a curated record. Bases 1 to 690 code for a protein of 229 amino acids. Gene Ontology annotation, cellular component: TIM23 mitochondrial import inner membrane translocase complex. NCBI's taxonomy places the organism in Eukaryota, Fungi, Ascomycota, Eurotiomycetes, Eurotiales, Aspergillaceae. The transcript is spliced from 4 exons.
AUGAACCCUCAAUACGUGCGUGCUUUGCCUCGAGCCACCUCGAGUGCCGUGGCGACUCUGCAUCCUUCUCCUCGAACCGCAUUAAGCCGACUGUACGCCACACAAAGCAACCCAAGCGGCACGACCAAGCGACGGAGGAACAUUACAGUCUUGUCCGAUGAUGGACGAUACGAGUGGGGUGAUUUGAGUGGACGAGAAAAGGUGUCGCGCGCUACACAGCAAUCUUUCAACUUUGUGGUUGUGAUCGCAGGUGUUGUGCUGACGGGCGGUGUCUUCUAUCUCUUAUGGACCGAUGUUAUCUCGCCUAAUAGUCGAACAUGGCAAUUCGAAAAAGCCGUCGACCGUGUCAAGGAUGAUGCGCGCUGCAUACAACUCCUGGGUGACCGACGAGAGAUCACAGCCUUUGGGGAGAAUACCUCGAGCAAAUGGGCAAGGCAUCGGCCUAUUGCUACAACCGUUGGGAAGGAUCGUUUAGGCCGCGAGCAUCUCCGGAUGAACUUUCACGUUGAGGGUCCUCUUAACUCAGGAGUUGUUCACGUGCACAUGAUCAAACCUUUGGAUCAGAACGAGUGGGAAUAUCAACUACUUGCUCUGGAUGUCAAGGGACACUCUCGUGUCGUCCUGGAGAAGGCUGCGGAGAAGCCCAGCGUGGCUAGCUCAUUGAAAUUGUUCGGCAUUCAGUGGCGCUGA